This is a messenger RNA of Sardina pilchardus (European sardine), 5140 nucleotides long. It is a transcript of the gene trappc9, whose product is annotated as trafficking protein particle complex subunit 9. Gene Ontology annotation, cellular component: trans-Golgi network. Lineage: Eukaryota; Metazoa; Chordata; Actinopteri; Clupeiformes; Clupeidae. The record is from RefSeq and is a predicted model, not a curated record.
GUGAAAAAUUAGACUGUUUUUUUUAAGUGGUGCUCUGAGUUGUAAUUCAAUAAGCUGCCGUCAUUUUACCGAGGAAGAAGAGAUCUUCCCAGCUGUGUUUUCAAAAACAGAAUUGACCCUCCAUGAGAAACCAUGAGCGUCCCAGACUACAUGCAGUGCGCUGAGGACCACCAGACGGUGCUGGUGGUGGUGCAGCCGGUGGGCAUCGUGCCCGAGGAGCAGUUCUUCCGCAUCUACAAGCGCAUCGCCAGCGUGUGCCAGGUGAGCGUGCGCGACUCGCAGCGCCAGCUCUACAUCCGCUACCGCCACCACUACCCGCCCGAGAACAACGAGUGGGGCGACUUCCAGACGCACCGCAAGGUGGUGGGCCUCGUGUCCGUCACCACCUGCGCCACGCCCAAGGAGUGGCCGCAGACGUCCGACCGCUUCCACGGGCAGAAGGAGGUGUACGGCGCCACGCUGUACGACUCGCGCCUGCUGGUGUUCGGCCUUCAGGGCGAGAUCGCAGAGCAGCAGCGCACCGACGUGGCCUUCUACCCCAGCUACGACGACUGCCCAGACGUGGAGCGCCGGGUGGAGGACUUUGUGGAGUCCAUCUUCAUCGUGCUCGAGUCCAAGCGGCUGGACCGUGCCACGGACAAGUCUGGAGACAAGAUUCCGCUCCUCUGUGUGCCAUUUGAGAAGAAGGACUUUGUGGGUUUGGACACAGACAGCAGGCACUAUAAGAAGCGCUGCCAGGGGCGCAUGAGGAAGCACGUGGGGGACCUGUGUUUGCAGGCGGGCAUGUUGCAGGACGCCCUGGUGCACUACCACAUGGCUGUGGAGCUGUUGCGCUCCGUCAACGACUUCCUGUGGCUGGGAGCGGCGUUAGAGGGCCUGUGCUCCGCAUCAGUCAUAUUCCACUACCCUGGAGGCACCGCCGGGAAAACAGCCGGCAGGAAGCCCAGUGUCUCCCAGGCAGCAGACUCUGGAAAGAGGCACAGACCAGGGGCCCUCACCACCAACGGCAUCAACGCAGACACCAGCACGGAGAUCGGGCGCGCCAAGAACUGCCUCAGUCCGGAGGAUAUCAUUGAGAAGUACAAGGAAGCCAUCUCCUACUAUGGAAAGUAUAAGAAUGCUGGUGUGAUCGAGCUGGAGGCAUGUGUGAAGGCUGUCCGGGUGCUGGCGAUCCAGAAGAGAGCCAUGGAGGCUUCAGAGUUCCUCCAGAAUGCCGUCUACAUCAACCUGGGCCAGCUGUCGGAGGAAGAGAAGAUCCAGCGCUACAGCGUCCUCUCUGAGCUGUACGAGCUCAUCGGCUUCCACCGCAAGUCGGCCUUCUUCAAGCGCGUGGCCGCCAUGCAGUGUGUGGCCCCCACCAUCCCUGAGCCAGGCUGGAGGGCCUGCUACAAGCUGCUGCUGGAGACUCUGCCCGGCUACAGCCUCUCCCUGGACCCAAAGGACUUCAGCAAAGGUACCCAUCGGGGCUGGGCAGCGGUGCAGAUGCGUCUCCUCCAUGAGCUGGUGUACGCCUCCCGUCGCAUGGGCAACCCGGGCCUGUCCGUCAGACACCUGUCCUUCCUGCUGCAGACCAUGCUGGACUUCCUGUCUGAUCAAGAAAAGAAAGAAGUGACCCAGAGUCUGGAGAACUACACCUCCAAGUGCCCAGGCGGGAUGGAGGUGAUCACUCUGCCCGAUGGCAUGAAGCUGCUCCCGGUGCCCUUCACCAAGCUGCCCAUCGUUAGGUCUGUGAAGCUGCUGAACCUGCCGGUGAGCCUGCGGCCCCACAAGGUGAAGGCGCUACUGGGCCAAAGCCUGUCCAGCAAGAGCCCUUUCAUCUACUCGCCCAUCGCCAUGCACAACCGCGGAGACGAGCGCAACAAGAAGAUCGAGUUCCAGUGGGUGCGUGGGGACGUGUGCGAGGUGCAGCUGAUGGUGUAUAACCCCAUGCCCUUUGAACUGCGUGUGGAGAACAUGGGGCUCCUGACCUCCGGGGUGGAGUUCGAGUCUCUGCCGGCGGCACUCUCCCUGCCCGCCGAGUCAGGCCUCUACCCCGUCACCCUGGUGGGAGUGCCACGCACCGCCGGCAACAUCACCAUCAACGGCUACCACACAUCUGUGUUUGGUGUGAGCAGUGACUGUCUGCUGGAGGGGCUGUCAACAGUGAAGACAGGUGGCUGCAUGGUGGAGGUGGUGCCAUCUCUCCCCCGCCUGCAACUCAGCACCUCCCUGCCACGGUCAGCACAUCCCACGUCAGAGGACUUAUCGAGCAGCGUGUCUCUGCAACUGUUUAACGGCGAGUGCCAGGAGCUCACCAUCACGCUGGAGAACAUCGGCACUGAGAGCCUGGAGACACUGGAGCUGUCCUCCAAGACCCUGACCACCAAAGAGAAGCUGUUUGGGGAGUUUCUGAGCUGGGACCUGAAGGAAGCGCUCUCCCACCUGCCCUUGAAGCCUGGCCAGUCCCUCACCAUCCCCGUCUGCAUCAAGGUCAAGAUGGACUUUUCCGGACAGGAAAACCUGCUGCAGGAUCUCAACGACGAUGGCAUCAGUGUGACCGGUCUCCCCAUCUCCAGCCCCCUCCGGCAGGUCUUGAAAUCACGCGCCGAGUCCAAAGCCGUCAGCAGUGAGCCUGGCAAGGCUGAGUACAACCAUGUCAAGACUCUCGAGGCCGUGCUGAAUUUCAAGUACUCCGGAGGAGCGGGCCACGUGGAGGGCUACUACCGCGAGCUGUGCAUGGGGGUGCGCGUGGACGUGGAGCCGUCCGUCUUCUUCACACGGGUCAGCACGCUCCCCGCCACCAGUACACGUCAGUGCCACCUGCUCUUGGAUGUGUUCAACUCCACGGAGCACGAGCUCACAGUCAGCUCCAAGAACAACCAGGACCUGCUGCUGCACACCAGCGAGUGCCAGAGGAUGGCGAUCCAGGUGGAUAAGUUUGCGUUUGAGAGCGUGCUGGCCCAGUGUGCAGACGGGGACGGUGGCGGCGGCGGCGGCGUCCCCGAGCGCUUCACCAGCCCCAAGCAGCUGGAGGAGCAGCGUCUGCUGGCCCAGAGCGGCCUCAUCAACAGCACCCUCAACAUCCGCUGGACCAUCCCGUCUCUGCAGCGCCAGGGCGAAGCCAGCGUGGAGGGCGUGCUCAACCAGCCGGUGCUCGACCAGCUGCAGCUGGCACCGCUACAGUGGGACGUGCUGGUCGGCGGGAAGGCGUGCGACUGUGACGCGGUGGCCGAGUGCCGCGUGGGCGAGCCCGUGGCACUGGAGGUGCGCCUGACCAACCGGAGCCGGGCGGCGGUGGGGCCGCUGGCCCUGAGCGUGGUGCCCUUCCAGGACUACCAGAACGGCACGCACAGCUACGAGCUCAGCGACGCCGUCACCUUCAUCGGCUCCAACACCUUCCACAUCGACACGGUGGACCCAUCCGAGGGGUCAGUGUGCCGCGGGGCGCUGCUCUUCUUCUACACAGGUGACUUCUACCUGAACAUCAAGUUCCAGGACGACCGCUCGGGCUCGAGCUCAGGCCCGGGUCCGGGCCGAGAGCUGCCCGCCGCCUGGUUCUGCCUGCCCAGUGUGCACAUCCGCACCCUGGAGUCGCCCAUCGAGAACGGCGCCUGAAUGGGACCGGGGGAGAGAGAGAGAGAGAGGGAGAUGAAUGAAGGAUGUAUGAUGGUGUACAUGUAAGGUGAAGGGAGAUUUGUUGUAAAGGGCAAAUCUGCAUUUAUAGAUUCAUGUAGCGCUGCAUACAUAUUUACAUGCUACAUGUAACUACAGGUUUGCAUACAUACAAACACACACACACACACACACACACACACACACACACACACACACACACACACCGGCGGACAAGUUAUAUAUUCUAGGCACUGGAUUUUGAUGGUGUGGGAGAUGGCUGUCUCAUAACGGUGACAUGUAAAUAUGUUUUAUAAUGUUGUGUUCACUGCUGUUUCGGCAGAUUGUUUUGCAUCAUCCUAGUGACAAGAGCUAUUUUCCUCGCAUCAAGUGUAAACGGGAGCCAAACUCAUCAUGUGUCUUUGGACAUUUCUCUACAUGAGCAUUGUUGAUGCUGAGCACAGGCCACAUAUUUACUGAAAGCUUGUGUUACUCACCUGUGCAAUACUUGUGCUUGUUUUUUUUUUUUUUUUGUAGUUGCCACAACAAAACAAAUUCACACAGUAAAUGUGGCAUCUGUGAGAACUCCAAAAGACUUCCAAUAAACAGUGGCAUAUUUUCUUCCUACCUCCAGCCCAGAUCCCCAGCCUCAGAACGUCCAUUUCUCUUUUGUCCGCCCUCCCUCUCCCUCUCUCUUUCGCUCUCUCUCAAAAACAAGAGCGAUCAAUCAUAAUGCUUUUAGUGGAGAGGGGCCUCGCGGUGAGAGACUUUUCUGAGAAAAUGAGUUCCUGUCCACCCUACACCUCUCUCUCUCUCUCUCUCUCUCUCUCUCUCUCUCUCUCUCUCUCUCUCUCUCUCCCUCUCCUCUCUCCCUCUCUUUUCUCCUGCUGUCUCCCACUGUUCUUUCUCCAUGUCUGGCUCGGGAAGGAGUGUUAAGGGCUGACAAAGCCGCCGCACUAAGUGGCCAUUUAGCCCUUGAUACCGGAUGAAUAUGUGUGAGAGAAAAAAAUGUCCCUCCCGUUCCCAUCAGCUUCAGAGUGGACAGUCCCACUGGAUGUCAUUCUAUGAGCAUUUCUCUGAAUGAGCUCCAGGCAAAGGCAUUAGAGGAUGUUGUGCACUUUCAUAUGGAAUUCGUUGUUUUUUUUUUUUGUUUUUUUUUCCUUCUAGUGCUUUAUAUUAUGAAGAAGCUUGCAUUUAAGCCGAAAUGGGAAAUGUAACAGUUAUUAUGAAUCAUGGUCUUGUCUGAAACGUUAUUUAAUUGCAGGCUACAACUAAACACUGAAUGUAAGAUAUAUAUUCAUCAUUUAUGACAGUGAAACUUAUCAGGAGAAACUUGAGCCUGUAUUUAUGAGUAGCGGACCCACUCGCACAAGCUGUGCUGUAAUGUCAAUUCUUUUCACUCCACUUUUUCAUCUCUUUUGUCGUUGUUUUCAUUUCUUUAUUUGACUUCAAAAUUGUACUACUGAGAUUUUGUUUUGUGAAGAUAAUUUUUUAUGUUGUUCUCAAUCAAUAUCUCUCUAUUAAAAACAAAAUGUCACUUAAAUACUAA